Messenger RNA from Symbiodinium pilosum, 525 nucleotides. Lineage: Eukaryota; Dinophyceae; Suessiales; Symbiodiniaceae. The record is from the annotation of a GenBank genome assembly.
AUGUACGGGACCAACGAGAACCCGGGUCUGGCACCACGUGCCAUCGAGUCCCUGUUCCGCGUGAUUCGGAAGGAAGAGGGCCAAGGCCGCAAGAGCUUCUCCGUUAAGGCCUACAUGAUCGAGCUGUACAAACAGGACAUCAUUGAUCUGCUGGUCGAGUCCAGACCGAAAGAUCAGAAGUCCUUGCAGGUGAAGAAGGAUGCAGGCCGUGGAAUUAUGUUCGUGGAGGGCGUCAGCGAGCGGCCGAUCGCAAGCCCCGAGCAGCUGAAGGCUGUGCUAGCCGAAGGCGAGCGCAGACGACACACUGCCUCCACGGCAAUGAAUUCCAGCAGUAGCCGCUCACAUCUGCUGCUCAGCAUUAUUGUCGAGGCUGUCGUGAAGGACACAGAGCAGGUUAUCUACGGGAAGAUCACUCUCUGCGACUUGGCAGGGUCCGAGCGCCCCAAGAAGAGUGAGGUCAGCGGAGAUGCCUUGAAGGAGGCAAUUGAGAUCAACAAGAGCUUAGCGCCCAGGAGGGUGAAUUAG